AUGGCCCUCGUGCCCAGUGCGACGCGGCAGUGGACGCCAGCGGCCACUGCCACAUACGCGUGUGCAAGCCGGCGCUACGCAUUCGUCGCUCUCGAGUACAUUGACUGCGUCGUUCUUCAGCUCUGGAAGAACGAGGCGUCGCCCGAGAAUGACUGCCCGUCGUCGGCCAUGCCAGGGCUUGUCGAGCUCGGCGGGCACACGGAGCGCGUGCACCUUGCCAGCUUCCACGAAAGCUCCGCUUGUGACACUUUAUGCACCGUAUCGACGGACCGAGUCCUUCUGUGGCGCCUCGUGCCUGCACCGUACGACAAGAUUGAAAUCCAGAAGCUUCCGUUGACCGAGUCGCCUCGCGCCGAAGUGUCGGCGAUUGCGUUCGAUGCGUCGGGCACGCUCCUCGCUGUGGCCUUGGGCAAGCAGGUGGAUGUGCUCCAAGCGCAAACGGGCGGCAUCUUCAUCACACUCGAGGGUCAUCUCGCCAAGAUCACAGAGUGUCUUUUCCACCCGUGCCAUCCGCACUGGCUCGUGACGGCGUCGGAAGAUCGGACCUAUAAAAUUUGGGACCUCUCGGAGCAAAAGCUCUUGUUUCAAUCUGCCGUCCUCUCGGCGUACGCGAUAUUGCGUCUCGCUGUGCACCCUGUGUCGGGCGACAUUGCGUGUGCCUUUGGUGAUGGCGUCGUCCGCGUCUUCGACGCAACAAAGUUUGGGAAUGAGCUCGCAUCCGCAAAUCUGGCCCAGUACCUCGAUCGCCGGGAAAAGAAACAACAUGUCGCACAACAAGUGGAGAAGGUGCUCGAGGCGACUCAAAACGUAGUGAGCUCGUUGCCGCCGUGGGCUCGGAGCCAACGCGCGUACGAAAGUGCUCAGGCACGGGCCCUCGCCAAGGCCAACGAGUCACUCGACCCGACCCCCGUGGUGCUCCCAGGUAUGGAGCACCUCAUGGAGCCGAUGCACGAAACCACGUGUACGAUCUUGGGACUGGCAUACAUGGCUUCGUCUGCCACAGCUACGCCACCCGAAACACUGCUCGACGUGCAGCCCAUCGUGGAGGCGGCUCACACUCUUCUUGUUGCAACCGUCAACUACCUCGUGGGCAUCAACGCUUUCUCGUACGACACGCGCGUCAUACGCGCCUUCCAAGACGAGGUUGAGGUGUCCAUGGGCAUCGCCAAGCACGCGUCAUUGCGCCCCGAGCCCGGCCGCUGCGACGUCUGGGUACUGGACGCGUUCAUGCCCCGGGUCACGGCCCUCAGUGUUGCGGCGGCGCAUCACGCUCUUUCGCAGUCCUCAUUGGCUACGACGCACGGACUCUCGAUGCACCCGCAAACGUCGCCACCAGAGGGCUCCGUCUUGGUGCAGCUGCUAACGCCGUUGGCCAAGCGCACCAAGAGCCCACUCGAUCAGCCAAUAACGUACCGGACGUCAAUUCCAUCGUCCGGGUACGGUGCAGAGAAGAAGCCCAAGUCACUCUCGCUCCGCUUCAAGGGCCUUGGUAAAGCCAAGUUGCCGGCGAAGGUCAGCACAAAGAGUGCGACGUUGCUGACCGAGUACCCGCUGGACGCGCCCGUGCCGUCGGCACUUGUGUCGUCGCACGUCAAGCUGCACGAAAUGGCGAUCAACCACAUUGAAUUCUCCAAUGACGGGCGUCGGCUAGCGACGGCCGCGAACGACCGGCUGGGCCAAGUGUUAGCACUUCACAAGCCACAGUCGCAUCUCUUUGUGGGCCACGACAAGGCUGUGCGCGCGAUCCAUUGGAGCCACUCAAACAAGCUACUAGUGACAGCGUCCGCCGAUGCUACGGCAUGCGUGUGGGUCAACGGCAGCGACGUUGCGUCGCUCACGCUACCUCUUCCAUCCGCGUCCAAACGCGCCAAGAAGCCCGUCAAGGCGGACGUUGCCGAUGCUGUCUUUUACUAUAUGGACAAAUUUGUCGCGGGCAAGCGCGCCGACGUCGCACAACUCGAGAAUCUCUCGACUGCCAAAGCCGUCGCGUCCUACCGCUUCGAAGCUGUCCAGAGUCUCACUGGUCUCGCUGCGCAUAACGCGUUCUUGUCGCACCUCCUAGUGGCAACGGGCUCGGACAAGAGCAUCCGCAUCGUGGAUGUUGCCGUUGGAAAAACAGCGCGCACGAUCCACGGAGCCCACUCGCGGCCGGCGCACUCGGUCGUCUUGCCCCGCGCGUCGAGCUACGUGAAGCAUGCGCCCAAUGUAUAUGACCUCUUGCUCACGAGCGCGCCGGACAGCACCGUGCACCUCUGGGACAUCCGCGCUGACAACUGCAUCAUGCGCUUCGGUGAGCAUCUCAACCGAGUACAUGCCCUUGGCGCGGCCUUUAGCCCGUGCAUGCGGUACGUGGCGACGGGCUCGGAAGACAAGGUGGCGUACGUCUACGAUAUUCGCAUGGGCCGCAGCCUCGCCAAGCUGCAUGGACACACGGACGUCGUCACGAGCGUUGCUUUCCAUCCCGUGCGACCCCAAAUUGCGACCGCAGCCCUCGAUGGCAGCGUUGAGGUCAUCUUGCGGGACAUGGCACUCGAGUACGCCCAUGAGCUCGCGCACCUUGCCGCCGAAGCGGCGCAGCACCGCGGGUCGGACCGUGUUGAGGCCAAGGACGUCGUGUUCGGCGCCCGUACGCACAGACCGCCGUCGCACACCAAGCAGAAAUCAGCCAUGGCCUCCAGCGUGGCCAAGGACUAGCAAGAGCAAACAAG
Saprolegnia parasitica CBS 223.65 is the source of this 2708-nucleotide messenger RNA. RefSeq lists its product as hypothetical. Gene Ontology annotation, molecular function: protein heterodimerization activity. The transcript has 9 exons. The coding region runs from base 1 to 2694 and encodes 897 amino acids. Lineage: Eukaryota; Oomycota; Saprolegniomycetes; Saprolegniales; Saprolegniaceae. The record is from RefSeq and is a predicted model, not a curated record.